Molecule: messenger RNA, 759 nt
Organism: Fibroporia radiculosa
Lineage: Eukaryota; Fungi; Basidiomycota; Agaricomycetes; Polyporales; Fibroporiaceae
Exons: 1
Coding region: 1-759 (252 amino acids)
Source: RefSeq, a predicted model, not a curated record
AUGAUGCGAACCGCUCAGGCUCACCGCGCCCUCGAAUGUGACGACGUCCUCGAAGAGAUAUUCUCUUACCUUCGUUUUGACAAUGCAUUGUAUAGCGAUAUCACUUUGAGCGACGCAGACCUUAUCAAGUGGACCCUCGCCAGUGCAGCAUUCGUCAAUAAGACACUCUCUUAUCACGCCCUCAACAACCUCUGGAGGGAGAUCCCCUCGGAGUCCGUUGCUCUCAACGUCUUGCCUUCUUUCCAAGCUAUUUUUAUUCUGUCGUGCAACAAUCCGCACCAGAAACAGACAUACGUGCGUAUUCCGUGCUCCCUGAACGCUGCUUCCUCAUACGACCAACAGGUCAUUAACGGUGAAAUUCACGCCCGUGAUUUAGACCGAUUUCGCCAGUACGCUAUCCGUGUGCGUAGUAUUAAUAGCAUAGAUGAAGAGGUAAAGUUGGACGAUCGCCUCCCCAUCAUCCAGCAUAUUGCUGCCCGGCUCGGCGGUCCUUUCUUUCCAAAUCUCAUGCGCUUGAGAUGGGAUGCGCAAGGUAUACACGCGGUGACUGCAAACACGGGCCGAGUCUUGUUGUGUAUGGCAGGCUCAAAGCUUCGAACCUUGACCCUACGCUCCCCACUGUCUCUUUCGGAAACCCAAGAUAGCCUCUUCUAUCCCCAGCUGUCAAAAAUCGUGCCAGAAUUUGCCGCUGGGUCGGCUCGCAUUCAGGAGAUUUACCUGGAUGGAAUGGAAUGGGAUGAAAAUGUGAAGAGGACGUGA